AGGUUUGAGCGGACAGGAGACCUUGGGAACCUCCAAAAAGCCAUUGAGCACGCCGAGGAGGCAUUAGCUGCUACCCCUCAAAAUCACCCACUCCGAGCGGCCACGCACAAUAACCUGGGAUGCUUUUUCUCUUCGAGGUUUGAGCGGAUAGGAGACCUAGGAGACCUCAAAAAAGCCAUUGAGCAUGCUGAGGAGGUACUAGCUGCUACCCCCCGAG
Molecule: messenger RNA, 217 nt
Organism: Tuber aestivum (summer truffle)
Lineage: Eukaryota; Fungi; Ascomycota; Pezizomycetes; Pezizales; Tuberaceae
Source: the annotation of a GenBank genome assembly